Molecule: messenger RNA, 1326 nt
Organism: Psilocybe cubensis
Lineage: Eukaryota; Fungi; Basidiomycota; Agaricomycetes; Agaricales; Agrocybaceae
Exons: 2
Coding region: 1-1326 (441 amino acids)
Biological process (GO): phosphatidylethanolamine biosynthetic process
Cellular component (GO): mitochondrion
Molecular function (GO): phosphatidylserine decarboxylase activity
Source: RefSeq, a predicted model, not a curated record
AUGGUACAUCAAACAGCACUCAGUCGCUACGGUGGAUGGCUUCCAAAAAGCCGCAAAAUCCACAAGGCUUUUAUUGACGAGCAAGUCAAGCGAGCCAAGCUUAGGCCUGUCAGAAAUGUAGAAGAACUCGAGCCAUCUGUCGCCGCUUUUAAAAAUGCAAUAGACUCUGAUCCCGUCAUGAAGAGUUUAAUGACCAAGAUAUUCGAACAAGUAUCACCGGAGAAUCUGAUUCCAGAUUUUGACAGCUUGGUAACCAUGAUGAACAAUGUUAUUGGCGAAGCUCCCAAAUUCCAGAUUUUACCAGGACUCGAAUCAGAGCCCAUCGGUGUUCCAAUGUAUCUGCUAUUUGACUUGCUCAGUAACACUGGUGCUGCAUAUGAUCUCUUCCGCAUGCCCGCUUUCAAUAUCGCCUUGAAAAACGUUCUCGACGCUUGGGGUGAAUAUCUCACAACAGAUGCAUCAAACUCGACCCUUACAGAUAAGCCUGAGGGUUGGUUCGGGAAGAUAGCCCUAAAGUCGCUCGAGGACGGUCGCGGGGACUUCAAUUCGACCUAUAUCACCCCUGAUCCCGAGGCUGUCAACCGCGGCUACCAGUCCUGGGACGAGUUCUUCACUCGUAAAUUACAGCCAAACGUUCGUCCUAUCGACGAUCCCCUGAACAACUGUCUCAUCCACAGUGCCUGCGAAUCUACACCCUAUCGCAUCCCAUCCCCAUCGGAAAGUGUCAAAGCACACGACCAAUUCUGGCUGAAAGGCCAACCUUACUCGCUCUGGGACAUGUUCAACUUCGGACCCGGUCACAAUGACGAACGCCAAUUCUACGUUGAAAAAUUUGUAGGCGGCAAAGUAUAUCAAGCAUUCCUUUCACCUCAGGACUACCACCGCUGGCACAGCCCUGUCAACGGCACGAUUGUCAAGACUUUCACUCUUCCCGGCACAUACUAUGCUGUACUACCAGACAAUGGUGCAGAGCCAGACGACCCUUCUCUCGAAGAACGUGAUCCCCAUGGAGCCUUGAUCCGUUCUCAGGCAUGGCUCACUAUGAAUGCUGCACGCGCCAUCAUCUUCAUCGAAGCCGACAACCCAGAUAUCGGCCUCUUGUGUUUCAUCGGCGUGGGCAUGGCAGAGGUGUCUACUUGCGAUGUAACUGUCAAGGAUCAGCAACAAGUCAAAAUCGGCGACGAGCUUGGGAUGUUCCAUUUCGGUGGCUCAUCUCACGCCUUGAUCUUUGGUCCCCACGUCAAUAUUACGUUUUUCGACGACGUAGUUAUCGACCAACACCUUUGGGUAAACUCUAUCAUCGCUGGAGUCGAACCCCGCAAGUAA